Messenger RNA from Chelonia mydas (Green sea turtle), 1238 nucleotides. Its product is annotated as antigen WC1.1-like. Bases 64 to 1083 code for a protein of 339 amino acids. Gene Ontology annotation, cellular component: membrane. The transcript is spliced from 5 exons. The record is from RefSeq and is a predicted model, not a curated record. NCBI's taxonomy places the organism in Eukaryota, Metazoa, Chordata, Testudines, Cheloniidae.
CCCAUGGUGUCCAGGAGAGUCUCUCAUUCUUAGAGUGAUUCUCUCUGCACUUGCUCCUGCAGAAUGAUGUGGCUAUACUUUUGGGAUGAGCAAUCGCUGGGAUUUCACUCUUCACCCCAGUUCAUUUCAGAAUCAGACGAUUUAAAUUCCCUUUUUGUGCACUUCCUUCUAGAAUUCACGGAUUUGAGGCUGGUGAGCAACAGUGAUUGUGCUGGGCGGCUGGAGGUUUUCUACAAUGGGACAUGGGGCAGUGUUUGCUCCAAUCAGAUGUCUGGAGUCACCCCAGCAAUUGUCUGCAAACAGCUGAACUGUGGGGAUAGAGGGCAGGUUGCAAGAGACUUUGCAUAUGGAGCAGGUUCUGGUCCCACAUGGCUGGACCAUGUUGCAUGCAGUGAGCAGCACAGGUCCCUUUGGCAGUGCCCAUCAGGCAUAUGGAAACAGCAGUCCUGUGAUAACCGAGCAGAAGAGACCCAUAUUUCUUGCAGUGGAGAAAAAGAGAAACCACCUCAGACCCUGUUUGCCGAAUGCCCGAACUCGACAAGCUGCACAGAUCAGGAGAAGUUACGUGUCGUGGGAGGAGAGGACAGAUGCUCGGGGAGAGUGGAGGUUUGGUACCGUGGCUCCUGGGGAACAGUUUGUGAUGACUCCUGGGACAUGGCGGAUGCUAAUGUUGUGUGUCAACAACUGGGCUGUGGAUCGGCUCUAUCUGCCCUGUGCGACGCUGCAUUCGGCGAGGGGACUGGUCCCAUCUGGGUGGAGAAGGUGAACUGCAGAGGGACAGAGUCGUCUCUCUGGGAUUGUUGUUCCAAGCCCUGGGGUGAAAGUAACUGUGAUCAUAAGGAAGAUGCUGCUGUGAAUUGCUCAGGUGUGACAGAGACGACAGCAUCACUGAGUAGAACAGCUCCCCCGCGCCGCCCUCCGACCGACAGUGGAAGAGUCACGGUGCCCGUGGUCAUCUGCAUUAUUCUGGGAGCCCUGCUCUGCCUGGUCUUAAUCAUUCUGGGGGCGCAGGUGCGAAGUGCCAGGGCAGAGCGCAGAGGUGGGUCCUGCUUGGUGUCACUGUGUGAAAUGCCUCUGAAAUAGCAGGUGGAGCUGUGCCUAAGGGGGGUGGGGCGUUGGCAGUGUAGUGGAAGGUUAAAUUGUAUUAUACUGUUCAGCCACAAAGUGGUGUUGCAUGUAACAACUUACAUUCGCUAACCUCAGCCAUGCCUGGCAGAGCAUAAAGGGAUCUUAUUGUG